AUAGUUGUGAAAAAGAUGAUCCAUAUAUUGUUGUUUGUUAUGUAUUUGUUAAAUACUCAUGUUACUUAUAAAGUUGACGGAAAUCCAUCUAUACUAAAGGAAGAUUUGGAGUUGGAGAGAAAACUUGAGCUUAUUAAUAAGCCUCCUAUUAAGAGUAUUCAUACAAAGAUCGGACACAUUGUUGAUUGCAUUGACAUUUUGAAACAACCAUCAUUUGACCAUCCUUUAUUAAAGAGCCAUAAGUUGCAGAGAAAACCCAACUUUCAAAAUGUGACUAGAGAGACAAGUCAGAAAACUUUAGGAACUAGACCCAUAUUUGGAUUGGGUAAGGAUGAAUGUCCAAUGGGGACUGUUCCUAUAUUGAGAACAACAAAAGAAGACCUUAUUAGAGAAAAAUCGUUACUUAACGAUCAUAUAUUGGUUCAUGACCUUCCUGGUGUUCAUAUUGCAGAAGUUUCCCUUAAACCAAAUUAUGGUCCUUAUUACGGUGUCGGAGGUACAAAUAGUAUUUUUAAUCCGCGAGUUGAUACCAAGCUUCAAAUCUCUAUGUCUCAUUUAUGGGUUCAAAAUGGUCCCAUAGAAUCCACUAACAAAAUCUCAUUAGGAUGGCAUGUGAUUCCACAACUAUAUGGUGAUUAUGCAACCCAUUAUUAUACUUCAUGGACGGAUCAUGUGACCAAAAAUUGGUGGAUAAGUAUAGAAAAUAAAUUUAUUGGAUAUUUUCCAGCAAAAUUGUUCUCAAACAUGAGCUCAGCUGAUCAAGUAGGGUGGGGAGGAAGAACAAGAACUCAUCCUGGUACUCAAAGUCCUCAAAUGGGGUCUGGACAUUUUCCUCAUGAUGAUAAUCCUAGGCAUGCUUGUUACUUUAAACUAGUUUCGAUUCAAGAUAAUGAAAGAAAAACUCAUGGAGCUAAAGUAUAUGAAACCCAUUCCUUCACUGACAAUCCCAUGUGUUAUGAUGUUAGAUACUAUGGAGAUCAAGGACCCCACUUUGGUUACCUCCUCAUGUUUGGAGGACCCGGUGGGAAUUGUGGCAAUUAAUUUUAUUUUCAAUUAAACUUUAGAUGAAGUUAAGAAAAACAAUCAUGAU
Vigna unguiculata (cowpea) is the source of this 1090-nucleotide messenger RNA. Its product is annotated as protein neprosin-like. The record is from RefSeq and is a predicted model, not a curated record. Lineage: Eukaryota; Viridiplantae; Streptophyta; Magnoliopsida; Fabales; Fabaceae.